AUGGAAGGAUUAGAUGCGCUGAUAGAGAGACUGUUGGAAGCAAGGAUCAACAGAGGUAAAAGGAUUCAGCUAAUCGAGUCCGAAAUUCGACAACUUUGCAUAACUGCAAAAGAAGUCUUUCUCAGGCAGCCUAAUCUUCUUGAGUUGGAAGCUCCAAUCAAUGUUUGCGGUGAUAUACAUGGCCAAUAUCCAGAUCUCUUGCGACUGUUCGAGUAUGGCGGAUUCCCACCAGAUGCCAACUACGUUUUCCUUGGAGACUAUGUAGACAGAGGAAAACAGAGUAUAGAGACCAUAUGCCUUCUCCUUGCAUACAAAGUCAAGUUCCCUGAUAAUUUCUUCCUCCUCCGAGGGAACCAUGAGUGUGCUUCCAUCAACAGAAUCUAUGGAUUCUAUGAUGAGUGUAAACGCCGCUUCAGCGUCCGGCUAUGGAAGAUUUUCACCGACUCCUUUAACUGUUUGCCUGUGGCUGCAGUCAUCGAUGACAAGAUCUUCUGCAUGCAUGGCGGCCUUUCUCCUGAGCUGAACAACUUGGAGCAACUCAGAGCCAUUGAAAGGCCGAUUGAUGUACCCGACCAAGGGCUCUUGUGUGACCUACUUUGGUCGGAUCCAGAUAGGGACAUUAAAGGGUGGGGUGAAAAUGAUAGGGGUGUUUCUUAUACCUUUGGGGCAGAUAAGGUGGCAGAGUUCUUGAUGAAACAUGAUCUGGAUCUCAUAUGUCGGGCUCACCAGGUUGUUGAAGAUGGUUACGAAUUCUUCGCAGACAGGCAGUUGGUUACCAUAUUCUCUGCACCAAACUAUUGUGGAGAGUUCAACAAUGCAGGUGCCUUGAUGAAUGUGGAUGCAAGUUUGCUCUGCUCGUUUCAGAUAGUCAAACCCUGGAGAGGGAAAGCUCCCCAGCUAGAAUAA
Messenger RNA from Prunus armeniaca (apricot), 906 nucleotides. The record is from the annotation of a GenBank genome assembly. NCBI's taxonomy places the organism in Eukaryota, Viridiplantae, Streptophyta, Magnoliopsida, Rosales, Rosaceae.